UUUCCUCCGCUGGCCGGAGUAGAACCUCGUCUGCCGAUUGUGGGAACUCUUUCCUGUGAAAAUGGCGGCGGUUCUCUCUCCGACCCGCUCGCUACCGAACCCAGCCUUGCCUCCGGCCUCGUCCUCCGUCGACUCGAUCCCUUCCUGGAGCCGCUUCCAGAAUUCCUGCUUCCGGACAAGUUAUUUCCCCGCUUCACCGAUAAUUCUUCACCGUCCAUUUCUUCCCUAUCCUCUCUCUCGGCCUGGCCUCUGCCGUGCGGCCUCUCCCGGGCCCGGGGAACCAGGCCCGCCCUCUGAUGACCGCCCGUUGCGGCUGAAAGGUAUUGGGUCAUCUCUUUCUAAACUUACGAGCACAGUACAAAUUUUCUUUGCUGUUCUUUUCUGGAUGUCUUUGUUUUUCUGGGCUUCCGCGUGGGAUGGGAGGAAUAGACCGAACAAUGGCUCGGGAGGAUUUAGGAGAUGAUGCUACUUGCUUCCAUUGCUUCUGUACAUAAUAGAAGAUACAGUGGAGUAGAGUUAGAUGACGAGAAGACUUGUACCUUUCUCCCUGCAUAUGGCAAUCAUACGCUUCAUUGCCAUUGUAGGUCAUUGGUGUUCGGAAACUUACACCAUGAUGUUCGACCAAUGAUGGUUUGGUCUUUGUCUAUCAGUUAAUACACAUAAGAUUUUAAUCGACAUCCACUAUUUGAAAGAUAUUUUUAGAUCGAUCGCUUUC
Molecule: messenger RNA, 715 nt
Organism: Punica granatum (pomegranate)
Lineage: Eukaryota; Viridiplantae; Streptophyta; Magnoliopsida; Myrtales; Lythraceae
Source: RefSeq, a predicted model, not a curated record